AUGAGUUAGAAACUUUCAUAAGCAGAAGUAUAAAAUUUGGAUUAGCAAAUAGAUUUAUUAUAUGAUGGCAAGCAAUUAUCUGAAAACGAAGUUAAGUUUUUAUGUGAAAAAGCUUAGGAAAUCUUACAACACGAAUCAAAUGUUUAGCCAGUUAAAUGCCCAGUAACGAUUUGCGGUGAUAUUCAUGGACAAUUCCAUGAUUUGAUGGAACUUUUUAGAAUAGGAGGUAAAAUUCCUGACACUAAUUACCUCUUUUUAGGAGAUUACGUAGAUAGAGGUUAUUUUUCUGUAGAAUGUGUGACCCUUCUUAUUGCUCUUAAAGUCAGAUAUAAAGACCGUAUUACUUUGCUUAGAGGUAACCACGAAUCUCGUUAAAUUACAUAAGUUUAUGGCUUUUAUGAUGAAUGCCUUCGUAAAUAUGGUAAUGCCAAUGUAUGGAAAUACUUUACAGAUUUGUUUGAUUACCUUCCUUUAACAGCUCUAGUUGAAAACUCUAUUUUUGGUCUCCAUGGUGGUCUUUCUCCCAAUAUUUAAACUUUAGAUGAAAUUCGUUAGAUUGACAGAGUUUGCGAAAUCCCUCAUGAAGGACCUAUGUGUGAUUUACUGUGGAGUGAUCCUGAAGAAGGUUCAGGUUUUAAUCGUAGUCCUAGAGGUGCUGGUUUUGUCUUUGGUUAAGAUAUGUCAGAGAAGUUCUUAAAAUUUAAUGGUAUCAACUAUAUAUACAGAGCACAUUAACUUGUCAUGGAAGGAUAUUAAUAAACACAUGAUAAAAAAGUAGUGACACUAUUUUCAGCUCCUAAUUAUUGUUAUAGAUGCGGUAAUUAAGCAGCCAUUAUCGAAGUAGAUGAAAAAAUGAAUAUUACAUAUUUAUAAUUUGAUCCUGCUCCUCGUAGAGGUGAACCUCAUGUAACUAAAAAAACUCCUGACUAUUUCCUUUGA
This is a messenger RNA of Tetrahymena thermophila SB210, 939 nucleotides long. Its product is annotated as serine/threonine protein phosphatase 2A. Gene Ontology annotation, biological process: mitotic cell cycle; peptidyl-serine dephosphorylation. The transcript is spliced from 2 exons. Lineage: Eukaryota; Ciliophora; Oligohymenophorea; Hymenostomatida; Tetrahymenidae. Gene Ontology annotation, cellular component: cytosol. The record is from RefSeq and is a predicted model, not a curated record. Gene Ontology annotation, molecular function: protein serine/threonine phosphatase activity.